Molecule: messenger RNA, 720 nt
Organism: Labrus bergylta (ballan wrasse)
Lineage: Eukaryota; Metazoa; Chordata; Actinopteri; Labriformes; Labridae
Source: RefSeq, a predicted model, not a curated record
CUCAUUGAGGUGUUUGUGGUUCCUUCUGUCCAGGUGUGGGAGCUGUCCUCAGGUGAGCUGCUCCUGUCCAUCCUGUUUGAUGUGGAGAUCAUGUCCGUGACCUUUGACCCCUGUGAGUACUUCCUCUUCUGUGGAGGCAGUGACGGCAACAUUUUCCAGGUGUCUCUGUGCAGCCAGAGUCUCAGUCGGGACAAAUCCUUCACAUCUGACAACGACGGGAACCAAGUCUUCAAAGGACACAGGAAUUUGGUCACAUGUCUGUCUGUGUCGAUGGACGGGACUCUCCUCCUGUCGGGGUCACAUGACGAGACGGUUCGACUCUGGGACAUCCAAAGCAAACAGAGUGUCCGCUGCCUGUCUCACAAAGGUAAGCCCCCGCCCCCUCUUCAAUCUGUCCUUUAUAAACUUCAAACUCCAGCCUUAUCUGUCCUUUAUAAACUUCAAACUCCAGCCUUAUCUGUCCUUUAUAAACUGCAAACUCCAGCCUUAUCUGUCCUUUAUAAACUUCAAACUCCAGCCUUAUCUGUCCUUUAUAAACUGCAAACUCCAGCCUUCAAUCUGUCCUUUAUAAACUGCAAACUCCAGCCUUAUCUGUCCUUUAUAAACUUCAAACUCCAGCCUUAUCUGUCCUUUAUAAACUUCAAACUCCAGCCUUAUCUGUCCUUUAUAAACUGCAAACUCCAGCCUUCAAUCUGUCCUUUAUAAACUGCACACUCCAGC